UGACGCGCUGCUGGGUUAGAGUUCAAAGGUUAGCCGCCGAGGGGACCAGUCUGCAGAUCGGAUAAUUUGUCUUCAGCAUGAAAGAGAGUGAUGAUGAUGAUGAAGUACAAUUGUCAGCCCACACUUUGGCUGCCCUGCAGGAGUUUUAUCUGGAUCAGCAGAAGAGGCAAUGUACAGAGGGCAAUAACUAUCAUGUUGGAUCUGUAGAGGAGAACUGGCAAUUGAGCCAAUUUUGGUACAGUGAUGAAACUGCUGAUCGACUUGCCCAAGAGGCAAUUGAAGCUGUAGGAGGUGGCGGCAGAAUUGCUUGCAUCAGUGUUCCAAGUGUCUAUCAAAAACUGAAGCAGCUUUGGAAUGAAGAAUUCUCUGCUAUAUUGUUGGAAUAUGACAGGCGGUUUUCUAUUUAUGGAAAGGAAUUUUAUUUCUACGACUAUAACAAUCCUCUGAAUCUAUGUGAAGAUCUGCAUCCUCACAGUUGUGAUUUAGUGAUAGCUGAUCCACCCUAUCUCUCUGAAGAGUGUCUCAGCAAGAUAGCACUCACAGUCAAAUAUCUAACCAAAGGAAAAAUUCUUCUUUGCACUGGUGCAGUCAUGGAAGAUCUGGCAGCAAAGUUACUUUCUGUGAAAAUGUGUAGAUUUCUCCCAAAGCACAAUAGCAAUUUAGCAAAUGAAUUUCGCUGCUAUACAAACUAUGUGUCUGGAUUAGAUCUACCCUCUGUCUAUUGAUUUUUUUUUUAAUGGAAAAUUAUACAUUAUAUAAAUACAAAGUUCCUUGAUCUGUUAAAUCAGAUAUCUCAUCUAUGGGCUGCAGCUAAUAAAUUUAUUGCAAAAAGAGAUAUCAUUUUUUAAAAUCAUCAGUAGCAAAA
This is a messenger RNA of Mobula hypostoma (lesser devil ray), 865 nucleotides long. RefSeq names its product EEF1A lysine methyltransferase 1 (gene eef1akmt1). Gene Ontology annotation, molecular function: protein-lysine N-methyltransferase activity; nucleic acid binding. Lineage: Eukaryota; Metazoa; Chordata; Chondrichthyes; Myliobatiformes; Myliobatidae. Gene Ontology annotation, biological process: methylation. The record is from RefSeq and is a predicted model, not a curated record. The transcript is spliced from 5 exons. The coding region runs from base 78 to 725 and encodes 215 amino acids.